CACAACAUUCGCUUGUUCGAAAACACAAACAAAUACAUUCAAUUCAUUCGCAACAAUGGCUGAUCAACUUACCGAAGAACAAAUUGCUGAAUUCAAGGAGGCCUUCUCCCUCUUCGACAAGGACGGUGAUGGUGAGUGCURUGUAUCAUGUUGUUUCUCGUUAUGUCUGCCAUUUUGAUGUAAUAAAUUUGGCUUCAACUUGUCUUCGGGAUUGUAGCUGUUUGCACGUGCCGCUAGAUGACAACAGCGRMAAAAGUUUCGUUUGGAUCGAUUCAGAMCAAUCAAUCUUGCAGAUUAAUGCGACAAUACUGAUCGAUGAUAAAGAUAUUUGGUCCAUUGGUUCCCAAAACGGCUUGUCGUUUUGGUCACAUGAAAUAUUWGUCAUCCGAACCACCAAGAUCCACGAAUCAGAUCUCACCGUAGUUCCCACGCUUUUUUGCAAUUAAAUUCAGGUACCAUCACGACCAARGAGCUUGGAACCGUCAUGCGAUCCCUUGGACAAAACCCUACCGAGGCUGAAUUGAUGGACAUGAUCCAAGAGAUUGAUGCUGAUGGCAGUGGAAACAUUGACUUCCCUGAAUUCCUUACCAUGAUGGCCCGCAAGAUGAAGGACACUGAUAGCGAGGAAGAAAUCCUUGAAGCCUUCAAGGUUUUCGACAAGGACGGAAAUGGAUUCAUCUCCGCCGCCGAGCUCCGACACAUCAUGACCAACCUCGGGGAAAAGCUCACCGAUGAGGAAGUUGAUGAAAUGAUCCGUGAGGCAGAUAUCGAUGGAGAUGGACAAAUCAACUACGAGGAAUUYGUCAAGAUGAUGAUGUCGAAAUAAAUCUUCUGCCAUCCGUCCCACGAAAGACUAUAUAGACCGUGUUAUAUGGUUUGUUGGCAAAUAUAUUCUAUCUACGUAAGCUUGUGUUGCCGCCAUAAAACACAUAAACCACUGGGUUGUGUGCUUAAUGUUCCUGCAUAGAUAAUUAGUGCACAACUUAACCCCCAAAAGCAGUCAUGUGUUCGUUUAUUAUUAGKUACUUUUUUUUKUAAUUGAAGAUGUGAUGUCGGAAGCACUGAAGUCAUGAGAUUAAACUGACAAGAAAGCGAGCAUGCUUCAAUGCCYGAUYUCCUGRUAGAUCCAAGUACACCCAGGCAACGCYAUUUUAGAAAAAUAUAUYCAAUUCGCUGUGAUGGUUCGAACUUUCCACGACUAUUACGCAUAGGUUUUCUUCCAGUUUAAGCUUUUCUUAUUAGACCGUUCUUCACAGGUUCCAGAAGGCGAUCAAGAAGCGUGUUCACCGUCAUCGUAAGCUCUUCCUCGACAUUUUCUUUGGGCACACCUGGCUGACCCUUCAUUUCAGUAUAGUACUUAAAUUUGGGUUCUGUUCCGCUGGGUCGUAGCUGAAUGAUACAUCCGUUUGUGAGACGGAUUGUCAUCAUGGGAGCGGUCGUAGACGUCGGUAGUUUAGGUCUUUUGUCAGCUUGAAGAGAAUCGUAUCCGGGCUCACCAAGAUCGCGGAAAGAUUCAAUCUCGUAUGGCGCAACCAUGUCUUUCAGUGCCUCGUAGGUUCCCCCGCUUCGGAGACGUUCCAUGAUYACCUUCACGGUAGAUUGGUCGUGCAUGAAAUAAUAUCCAUUUUUGGAU
Pseudo-nitzschia multistriata is the source of this 1633-nucleotide messenger RNA. The record is from the annotation of a GenBank genome assembly. Lineage: Eukaryota; Bacillariophyta; Bacillariophyceae; Bacillariales; Bacillariaceae.